UUGUUCAACAAGUUCGAGCUACUUCAAACUUGCCAAGUUAAUUGAAUCUCAAAUUAUGGCUAUGUACAAAGAGGUAGAGACUCGACGUAGAAGAGGACGUGGUUUUUCCGAUAUGUCCCAGUACGAUAAGCACUACAUGCACGAGAGUCGCCGAGUUCCUCAAGUUGAAAACGUCGAUUCUGUACCACUUAAAUCGAAGGAAGGUUGGAUCUUGUUCAUUACAAACUUGCACGAGGAAACGACCGAGGAUGAUCUUCGUUUCACCUUCAACGAAUUUGGCGAAGUGAAGAACAUUGCUCUAAACUUGGAUAGGAGAACUGGAUUUGUUAAGGGUUACGCCUUGGUGGAGUACGACUCGUACAGUGAUGCUGUAACAGCAAAAGACUGUAUGCACGAGGCGGACUUCCUUGGGAUGAUCAUCAAAGUGGAGUUCUGCUUCUCGACCGGCCCGAACCAUUAAAGACACGGACAUGUUUUGGGAUGUAGGAGAGAUUGAUGAAUGAA
Messenger RNA from Nicrophorus vespilloides, 504 nucleotides. RefSeq names its product RNA-binding protein 8A-like. Gene Ontology annotation, molecular function: mRNA binding. Gene Ontology annotation, cellular component: exon-exon junction complex; cytoplasm; nucleus. The coding region runs from base 56 to 460 and encodes 134 amino acids. Gene Ontology annotation, biological process: RNA splicing. The transcript is spliced from 4 exons. The record is from RefSeq and is a predicted model, not a curated record. Lineage: Eukaryota; Metazoa; Arthropoda; Insecta; Coleoptera; Silphidae.